Aspergillus homomorphus CBS 101889 is the source of this 2059-nucleotide messenger RNA. RefSeq names its product U2 snRNP complex subunit CUS1. NCBI's taxonomy places the organism in Eukaryota, Fungi, Ascomycota, Eurotiomycetes, Eurotiales, Aspergillaceae. The coding region runs from base 159 to 1853 and encodes 564 amino acids. Gene Ontology annotation, cellular component: catalytic step 2 spliceosome; nucleus; U2 snRNP. The record is from RefSeq and is a predicted model, not a curated record. Gene Ontology annotation, biological process: mRNA splicing, via spliceosome. The transcript has 2 exons.
CCCAUCUUGUUAGCUUCACUUCUAAUCAUUCCGUUGUCAUUCAAAUCCUUUGACUUACACUUGCCCAAAUUGUUGCAUCUUUAGGGUGAAAUUUUUAUACAUUUUCACAGUGCGUGGUCGAGAACAGGCAGGCGGUUUGUUGAUAGUGACGCCCAGCCAUGAAGGCCAAUAAGAAUCAGCUGAGAAGGGCAAAGAGGAAGGCCCUGAAAUCGUCAAAGGCCAAUUCAAUUGAGACUACUUCAGAAACACCCAAUGCGCACUUCUCGGACAAUAACGUUCUGUCGCCUCCCGCGCCUGAAGCUGUCCCACAAAAACUCCAGGAUAUUGUGACUCCAGAAAAUGACAACGCGUUGUGGCAAAUGUACAAGGAUGUUAUUGACAAAUUUGAUAACUCUGGGAACACACCCUUAGCAACCCAAGAACCUACUAAGCCUGUCGUAUAUUUCGAUGAGGAUAAUGAAAUUCCCGACGAAGAGGAGAAGGAGCCUGUGCUAUCAAGACGAAAGAGGAAGGAAUUGAACAAACUCUCCGUUGCCGAAUUGAAGGCAAUGGUUCGAAAACCAGAAAUAGUUGAAUGGACAGAUACCUCAGCACCAGAUCCGAGACUGCUUGUUCACCUCAAGUCGUACCGGAAUGUCGUGCCCGUGCCUUCUCACUGGUCUCUGAAACGAGAGUAUCUAUCAUCGAAAAGAGGUGUCGAGAAAGCUCCAUUUGCGCUGCCCAAGUUCAUUCAGGAGACAGGAAUAUCAGAAAUGCGCGAUGCUGCUUUGGAGAAGCAAGAGCAGGCAACUUUGAAACAGAAGCAGAGAGAAAGGGUCCAGCCAAAGAUGGGGAGACUGGACAUUGAUUACCAAAAACUCUACGAGGCAUUUUUCCGAUUUCAAACCAAACCAGAACUCACACGUUAUGGGGAGGUUUACUAUGAGGGCAAGGAGUACGAGACUAACCUGAGGCACCUGAGGCCUGGAGAACUUAGUGCAGAGUUGAAGGAGGCACUGAACAUGCCGCCCGGUGCCCCGCCUCCGUGGUUGAUCAAUCAACAGCGAUAUGGGCCGCCACCGUCCUAUCCUGCGCUCAAAAUACCUGGUCUUAACGCUCCCCCGCCACCGGGUGCGAUGUGGGGUUAUCAUCCCGGAGGGUAUGGAAAACCUCCAGUCGACGAACAUAACAGACCUCUUUACGGUGGUGACAUUUUUGGCGUUUUACAGCCUCAGCAGGUGGUGCAGCAGGGUGAACCUGUGGAGAAGGAUCUUUGGGGGGAGUUACAGGCGCCGGAAUUAAGUGACGAUGAAAGCGAAGAAGGUGAAGAUGAUGCAGCCAGCAGUGCUGCUACCGACGAUGACGACGAUGAUGUGGACACGGGAUUACAAACUCCUAGUGGUUUGGAAACCCCCAGCGGUUUGGCAUCAGCUGUUCCCACGGAGACAAGUGGCCCUGAAAAUAUUUCUGGGGAGUUCGACGUGCGUAAGCAUUAUCGAGGAACUCAAACAGAGGAAUCCACGGGUCAAAGAAGCGCUUUCCAGGUUAUACCUGAAAGACAGGCGCAUGUUCAAGGAUUUUUCGGGGCUGACAAGGUCUAUGAUCUCCACAAGACUUCGGACGAUCUACCUGUACUGGGAUCCGAGGAUGCCAACAGAAAGCGGAAGAAGCCUGGUGAUGUCGACGUUUCCUUUGAUCCAGAUGCUUUGCAGUCAGAAGAGGGCAUCGGCCAGGGCGACAUCAGGAAAAUGUACGAGUCACAAAAGCAGCGUGAGACAGACCCUAGCUGGGAUUUUCAAGAGGAUUUGAGUGAUAUGAUCGCUCGGGAGAGUCGCAAGCGGCUGCGAAAGGAGGAAGAAAGACGCAAACGGUGAUGGGAAAGUACUUCAACUUGUAUUUGGCUCUUGAUAGGGACUUGGGAGCAAGUUACCUGAGACUUUUUAAGUAUAUGCGGAAAAGAAAAUGAAAGGCCGAGUGGCACUGGACUUUUCUGGAGCAUCCAUAAGUUUGCUGUGAUAUAAAGGAGGGGUGGGCUGUCCCUGAUCAGACUUUUUACCGGCUGUACUGCUAAUAGAGGAAG